This is a messenger RNA of Kalmanozyma brasiliensis GHG001, 2400 nucleotides long. Its product is annotated as protein of unknown function DUF4211. The coding region runs from base 1 to 2400 and encodes 799 amino acids. The transcript has a single exon. Lineage: Eukaryota; Fungi; Basidiomycota; Ustilaginomycetes; Ustilaginales. Gene Ontology annotation, cellular component: nucleus. The record is from RefSeq and is a predicted model, not a curated record.
AUGCCGCCCAAGAAGAAACAGAAGACGACCAAGCCGGCCGCACCCACCCCCCGCUCGACGCGAAGCCGCACCCGCUCCGAAUCCGUCAUCGCCUCGGCACCACCGCCGAAGAGAAGCACCCGGUCGAGAAGCGUCAAGGCGGAACCGGAAGACGAUGUGAUCGAUCUCAGGGAUGAUGAUGAGGACAUUGGGGAGGUGACGAGUGGGUAUGAGCUGCCGAAGACGGAUAGCUGGGUCGAGGUUCCUCCGACGCAGCGCCCGGCGUGUCGAGAAGACGAGCUGGGUCUCAUCCGACCCAAGGACAUGGCUGCAUUCAUCGAGAAGGGCAAGUACAAGGCGAACGAGGACUCGAUGGUCUGGCACGUGGAGCAGAGGCCAGCCGAUGCGAGCUCGUUCUACUUCACGAAGGAGGAUAUGAGGGAGGAUGCGGGUCCUUCGCGCUACGUUGCUGUCAGGCCAAAGGCGCGAGGAGGCGCGGCAGCGAAGGGCAAGGGCAAGACGGUGGAGACCACGAUAUCGACAGCAGGAAGGGCAGCGACCUCGUCUGCAGGCGCGCUGACUCAGCCGAGCCCAGCAACCAGCAGCAGACCAGCACCCGCGUCGCAGGUCGCCUCGUCACAACCACACAGCGAUGGCUUGUCGGACAUCUUCCUCGGCAGUGGCCAAGCGCAAGACGAGGAGGCGCCGACAUUCCUCGAUGGCGAAUCGGAUGAAGACAACAGGAUGAGGCAGGCGAGUCAACGACCAAGGACGAAGAAGUCGCCGACCAUGGGCGAUAGGAUCGCGCAGGGCCUGGCUAGCCAACGCUCGAGAUCCUCGACACCACGAACCGCUCCAUCAAAACUCGCAGCAGCCAUGCAAGAGCCUACGAGGGAGCAACAGACCAGCAAGAAGGGCAAGGAGAGGAUGCAAGAGCCCGAGCCAGCGCCAGCCAGUCAAAAGGAGAAGAGGAGCACGCAAGGCGCCGAUGGCAGCGAAGAACCCAAGCGAAAGCGUAAGGGCGAAGAUCUCAAGAACCUUCGCUCGGAGCUCAACGAAGAUGCCUUUGCACGAUCGACGGGAGCGCGACACAAAGAGGAUUUCCGCAACAAGUUGGCUGCAUUCUCACAGGCACGCAGGAAGGCGCAGAUCGAGCGAGGCGAGAGUGUCGACUCCUCGUCAGACGAAGCGGACGAUGGGCCGCAGAAGCGCAGACGCCUCGGCAACGGCAAGCGCGCUGAGACUGUGUCGAGUGACAGUGACACCAGCAACUCAGACUCCGACAGCGACAGCGACAGCAGCAGCAGCAGUAGUGACGACAGCAAGGACUUCAUUGUCGCCGACGACCAGGUGGAGUACGAGAGAGGAUUUUCGCCUCAGGAUGAUGAGGACGUACCUCCGCCGACAGAGAUACCUCAAGCUCGACCUCCCACCGACGGCCGGUGGUACGACCGCGAUGCUGAUGGCAAGAUCCAUCUAGCGCCCAUCUCUCACACCGCCACUGGCGCACCCUCCAACUCUAUUCUCGCGGCACAUGGUCUCGGCGGCGCCUCCGCCCGCAAGGGACUCGACGAGAUGUGUCUAGACUGGGUCGAAUGGGCUGCCGCCCGCGUGCUGCUCAGCUGGUCUUCCCUCAGCCUCGACGACCGCAAGCGCCUCGAGCGCAACCGCGCCGCCCUCCGCUCCCGCAUGCGCUCCGUCGAGGAGAGCGUCAGCAGCGUCGCAAUGCGCAGGCAGUUCAAGUGGUACCUCACGCAGUACCCGAAGAUCGAGGUCGAGGCGCUGUUCAGCGACGAGGUGGACGAGUACGGCACGCUGGCGAAGAACGGGUGUGGAAUCUGCCACAGGAAGUCGCAGAAGGCGCAGUUCAAGGUAACGUUCUCGGGUUUGCGAUAUGACCAGGAGACGCUGGGACCGCUCAGCAAACGCGACGACGAAGACAACGACGCCGACUCCGGGCACGAAUCCGACAAUUCCAGCGAUUCAGACUCAAGCACCUCGAGCGACCGCAGCUCGGACAACGAAACGUGGCGCGAGCAAGGCACAGACUCCCGCUCCCACCCGAGCUACACUUUCUUCGCCGGUCAACACUGCGCCCAACGCGCCGCCGUGAUGCACAAGCUCCACCACUGGGAAUGGACGACCAUGCAGACGCUCGCCAAGCACGACAGCAUCCGCUUCAUCCGCCGAUUGCUAUGGAGGACCAAGAAGCAGGGCAAGGGCAAGGAUGGCGAGUUGGGCUGCGGCGCGUGGGAGGUCGCUCUCGCCGUCAACGAGAUGAUCAGCCCCAGCGGAAGGUGCGUUUGGAAAGGCAUGGAAAGGGCCAAGGAGGGGAAGGGGAAAGGGUCGGAGCUGGAGAGGCUGAGGAGGAGGUUGAAGAGUUCGAGCGAGCAGGCGAUCGAGGUGAACAGGGCGAGGUGA